UCAACCGUCGAGGGGCCCUGGGCCGUUUCCCGCAUGUUUUGUACAUGCUGCCGUGGUCCAGAAGAUGAUAAGGUUGCAGAGGUUGACACGCGUGCAACGGUGAUUUGUGAUGAAGUAAGAGGACGGUCUGAGAGCACGGUGCAAAUACCAUGGGCACCCAUCCCUGAAGGGGACUUCGAGGUGCUGAUAGAAGUGAGACCGAACGUGCAGUUUGGCAUUGAGCUGGAUCUCAUAGACGAAAGAGGCCCGACGAUCACGCAGAUCCUCAAUGAUGGGGUGUUCAAUGAACACAACAUGAGGACGCCAGGGCGAGAAGUGAAACGUUUCGAUCGCAUCAAGUCGGUGAACGGCAUGACAGGCAAUGCUACGGACCUCCAUGAUAUGCUCUUCAGUAUGAAGGAGACCUUCACCCUGCAGAUGACUCGGCCGCGGGAGAGGCCUGUGGUCAUCGACAAGACCGGGCAGCAGCUAGGAGUGCAGCUCGACUUUAAGGACAACUCGCCUGCGCUUGUCGUGACAGAACUUCCAGAAGGAGGUGUUGUUGCAAAAUGGAAUGCUGAACACCCCGAUGACGCUAUCCGAGUGGGCGACCGUAUUGUGAAGAUUGGCGGCGAUGAGUCCCUGCAGGGAUUUGCACUCAUCGAGAAACUUAAGGAGGCAGAAGUUGUUGACUUUACCAUCUUGCGCUACUCAGCCGUUUGACGCUUAAAUGGCCAGCCUGGAUUGUGCUUGGGGUGAACUCCUGCUAGUUGAAAUUUGCAGCAGGAGAUGGCAAAGCAUGUAGGAUAC
Messenger RNA from Cladocopium goreaui, 789 nucleotides. NCBI's taxonomy places the organism in Eukaryota, Dinophyceae, Suessiales, Symbiodiniaceae. The record is from the annotation of a GenBank genome assembly.